AUGCCUCGAGAGGACUUGCGGCUCCUGGUGAAGCAGGAACGGAACCUGAGGAGCUUAAUGGACAGCAUGCAAGAGUUUUUGAACGAAUACCAAGCGGAACGAGAUUACAUAUCUUUGAAGUAUCGGAUGCAGAAACUGGAUGAGGUGUACGACAAGUUCAUUCGAGUGCGAGAAAACAUUGAGGUGAUCACCGACGAUGUGGAAAUGGAUGUUGGAUUGGAAGGCGACGAUGAGCAGUCAGCUCUCGAACGUGCGAUGCGAAUCAGCGAGCGCGAAGAGGUCAAUAUGCGCAUCAUCAAGGAUUUUGAGAACCGUUUUUUUGAAAUAAAGCAUAGUUUGGGAGUGCUUGAAGCAGCCGAAAGUCGUUCCUGUACCAGUGUUCAAACUGUCAAACCAUCAACAGCGGUUGAUUCAAUGCCAAGAAUUAAGCUCCCCGAAUUGAAACUACCGACAUUUAGCGGAAAGUUGCAGGACUGGAUCACUUUUCGUGAUACAUUCACCAGCAUGAUCCACAACAAUGCGCAUCUAUCCGAUAUUGACAAGUUUACCUAUCUGCGAACGUCGUUGACAGAUGAUGCAUUAAUCGAAAUAGGAUCCAUCGAAUUGACAUCGGCUAACUACACCAUAGCCUGGCGAACACUCGAAAACACUUUCGAAAACAGAAAGCUGCUUGUGAAGUCAUAUCUCGACGUAUUGUUUGCUGUCAGUCCUAUGAGUGAAGAAUCUUAUGAUCAGCUUAAUAGAGUGGUAAAGGAUUUUGAGACAACGUUAAUGAUGCUUCAAAAGGUCGGUGUUGAAACUGAUGGGAUGUCAACCAUUCUUCAGCAUAUGGUGUGUCAACGUCUGGAUGCUGCUACUCUACAACGCUGGGAAUCUUACCACAACUCUAAGGAGGUUCCAUCGUAUAGGCAAUUGAUGGAAUUUUUGAAGUCAAGAUGUCUGGUACUUCAUAACAUCUCGCUAGUUCACUCUGUUCAAGGGGAAGUGAAGAGGCAGUCUCGUUUUCCAGCAGUAGGUCAUCCCGGUAUACAACAGAAGGUAACGUGUCCUUUCUGUGGUGAAUCUAUGCAUUCCGUGUUCAAAUGUAUGAAGUUCGUGAAGAUGAAAGUGUCCGAUCGUGUAGAAGUGGUGAAGAAAAGAUCAUUGUGCCUGAAUUGUCUUUCGUCAGGCCACAUUGCGAGAUAUUGUUUGAAAGGGUCCUGUCAAAAUUGUGGAAGACGUCAUCACACCCUCCUGCAUGCAGGCCCUCCGGUAUCGCAGUUCAAUUCAGAACAGUUACGAGUUCCCCAGCAAUCUAAUGUAAGCGCGAAUCAACAGCCACCACAGAACGAAACAGGGAUAUCAUACGAAGUUUUUCCUUAUUCCACUCUCCAGAACCAGACAGAUCUAACGCACAUCCCCAACCCGAGCAUGAAUAACCUCCCAUCCUCAAGUACCACAGAUAAUCCUUCUACUAGCCACAGUUCUGUAUUGUCCGCAAAUCCUACCACUCUUCCGAACACUGUCCUGCUAUCUACAGCAGUUUUAACAAUUGGGGAUGAAUACGGGAAUAUCAUUCCAGCUCGAGCUUUAUUGGACUCAGGGUCACAGCUAUGUUUCAUGACUGAAAGGAUCGCUCAGUCUUUGAAAUUUCAUCGAUAUCGAGAGUAUCUUCCUGUCAAAGGCAUUGGGCAAUCGAAAACUUGUUCCACCCAGUCUGUUUUCGCUUCGAUUGGUUCACGGUGUUCUGAUUACCGCUCUACUUUGAAAUUCCACGUUCUCCCGAAAGUCACGGCUGAUAUUCCAGUGAAAAGGAUCGACAUCGGUAGUUGGCAGAUACCUCCAGGAAUAACCAUGGCAGAUCCCGAGUUCCAGAAUCCUGGUGGUAUUGAUCUCAUUCUUGGAGCAGAAGUCUUUUAUGAUCUGCUGUUGGACGGGCAGCACAAGUUAGAUAGCAUUGGGCCUAUACUGCAGAAUACUCAACUUGGUUGGGUUGUUUCCGGCAAGGUUUCCGAAAAAUCCAGAGUUCAAGCCACUGUUUCAGCUUCUUGUACCGAAGAACGGGUUAAUGAAUUACUAACUCGUUUUUGGGAGUUAGAAGCUUGCCACAAUUCUAGUACGCUUUCACUGGAAGAAUCGGAGUGUGAGAAGAUUUUUGAAGAUACUACUACGAGAGACUCAUCUGGAAGGUUCGUUGUUAAGCUCCCUAGGAAGGACUUCCUAAUCCGUCUGCUGAGAAGUCAAGCCGAGCGUCGUUUUUGGUCUUUGGAGUGCCGUUUAAAAUCAAACCCUGAGUUGAAAGAGGAGUACAGCUCAUUCAUUCACGAGUAUCUGGAGCUUAAUCAUAUGCGUGAAGUUAUUGCUGAAGAGGAAGGAGAUAUAUCAAAACCGCCGCCAUAUUACAUGCCACAUCAUCACGUAUUGCGUCCUGAAAGUUCUACUACUAAACUACGCGUAGUUUUUGACGCGUCCGCUACAACGACGUCUGGAAUUUCGUUGAAUCAAGCACUGAUGGUCGGACCUGUACUCCAGGAAGAUUUAGUGUCCAUAGUUCUUCGCUUCAGAUUGCACAGAAUCGCUAUAGUUGCAGACGUAGCGAAAAUGUAUAGGAUGAUUAAUGUAGUCCCCGAAGAUCGUCGUCUACAGAGAAUUGUUUGGAGAGAUUCACCAGAUGAGCCUUUAAGGACAUUUGAACUAACUACCGUUACGUACGGCACCGCGUCUGCCCCCUAUCUAGCCACGAAAUGCCUACAACGACUUGCGGAAUGCGGGAAGAAGAAGUACCCUAUUGCGGCCAAGACUCUGAGUGAAGAUUUUUAUAUGGACGAUUGUUUAACGGGUGCAGAUACUAAGGAGGAAAGCAUCAAAAAAUGCUGUGAACUGAAUGCUCUAUUGUCGUCUGCGAAAAUGCUUUUAAGAAAAUACAACUCGAACAACGUAGAAGUUCUUUCGGUUCUACCUGGCGAGCUCCGAGACGAUAGGAUUUCCCUGGAGCUUGAUGCAUCGCAGACUAAAAUUAAGACACUGGGCCUCAUUUGGGAUACACAAUCGGAUUGCUUCCAUUUCUCUGUGCCUCAGUGGAAUUCUUCUACAGAAAUAAACAAGCGUAUCAUUCUCUCCGACUUUGCCCGUUUGUUCGAUCCCCUAGGAUUGGUCGGUCCUGUUAUGGUUCAGGCCAAGAUAUUUCUCCAGGAGCUCUGGAAGCAGAACUGUUCCUGGACGGAAACGCUUUCCAAUCCUUUCCAGCAAUGGUGGCUGGAAUAUCGGAGCAACUUGGCUGGACUAUCCAAUUUACAAGUUCCACGAUGGGUCGCCUUUGGUUCGGAUGUUAUCUCCGUUGAGCUUCAUGGCUUCUGCGACGCUUCCACUAAGGCCUACGGGGCCUGUAUCUACCUGCGUUGUACGCGUUCCAACGGAAUAAUUUCGGUAAAUCUUCUGAUCUCCAAGUCUCGAGUAGCACCUCUGGAUGAUGUCAAGCGUAAGAAGAAGAAAAUGACAAUACCAAGGUUAGAGUUAUCGUCUGCCCUCUUACUCAGCCACUUAUACGAAAAGGUGACAGGCAGUUUAAGAAUUUCUGCGAAAUGUUUCUUUUGGACGGAUUCCACCAUUGUGAAGUGCUGGCUCUCUUCGCCACCGUCACGGUGGCAAAUGUUUGUUGCUAACAGAGUCAGCGAAAUCCAGCAUUUAACAAAAGAUGGAGUUUGGAAUCACGUUGUUGGUAUGGAAAAUCCUGCGGACGUCCUGUCUCGUGGUGCCACUCCUGAAGAACUACUAAAUCAUGAGCUUUGGUGGCGAGGUCCAGAUUGGUUGGAACUCUCACAUGACGCAUGGCCGAAAACUGGAGGUACCGAUGAAACGGAGUUUGAGCACACACUUCUUGAAGAGGCUGCAGUUGCUGGACCCGCUCAAGUGGAUUCACCGAAUGAGAUAUUUUUAUUGAAGAGUUCGUUCACCACACUGGUUGAUCUAGUCGCAUUCUGCCGAAGAUUUUCUUUCAACUGUAAGAAUAGAAACAGCCAUCGCGUAGGAUGUUUAACAGUCACCGAAAGAGAGGAAGCUUUACGAGUACUCGUUAAACUAGCUCAGAAAGAAUGUUUUCCUCAAGAAAUAUCCGCUGUCGAUUACACGGGUGAAGUUAAAAACACUUCAAAGCUGAAAUCGCUUCGCCCACAACUGGUUAACGGAAUUCUGGUCGUCGGAGGUCGUUUAGAGAACGCACCGAUUGCUGUUGGAAGGAAGCAUCCUAUAAUCCUUGAUAAUCAUCACCCGUUUACGCUGCUGAUCGUCAACCACUACCACCUCGUCAUGUUGCAUGCUGGACCCCAACUACUCACCGCUUGUGUUCGAGAAAAAUUCUGGCCUCUAUGUUUGAGAAACUUAGCCAGGAAGGUUGUUCACAGUUGUGUACGUUGUUUCAAAAUCAAGCCACGAGCUAUGGAACAAGUUAUGGCAGAUCUUCCAACAGAACGCGUAUCGCCUGCACCUCCUUUCGCUCGAGUCGGCGUGGAUUAUUGUGGACCAUUCAAGUAUCGGUUUCCUAUCCGCAACUCUGCGCCGCGCAUCUGCUACGUUGUGAUCUUUGUUUGUUUGGUUACGAAGGCUUGCCACAUCGAUAUGGUUCAGGAUCUUACAACCGACGGGUUCAUCGCCGCUCUACACAGAAUGAUUGGACGUCGAGGACAACCAGAGCUUAUUCUCUGCGACAAUGCUACCAACUUUGUUGGUGCUAAAAGAGAACUCGAUGAUCUAAGGAAGAUGUUCAACUCCCAACGUGCUGCUCUUUCCGAAGCCGCCGCCAAAAAUUGCAUAGAGAUGAAGUUUAUUCCACCACGAGCUCCUAAUUUCGGCGGUCUUUGGGAAGCCGCUGUAAAAUCUAUGAAGUACCACUUGAAGCGUGUUGUUGGCUCUGAAAUAUACACCUACGACGAGUUCUACACCCUACUGACGCAGAUUGAGGCAUGUUUAAAUAGUCGACCGCUAACACCGCAACGGGACGAUCCAGCAGAUCUUGAAGUUCUCUCUCCUGGGCAUUUCUUCGUGCACCGUCAACUAACCGCCUUACCUGAACCGUCACUUGAUCAUCUCCGAGAAAAUGUUUUAUCUCGCUGGCAAAGAGUUCAACGCCAUAUGCAAACAAGUUGGAAGAAGUGGUCAACUGCCUAUCUGUCCGACUUGCAAAACCGUGUCAAAUGGACAAGACAGCAGCCGAAUUUGAAAGAAGGCAUGAUGGUGAUCAUCAAGGAGGAAAACUUGCCACCGUUGAAGUGGGCACUUGGACGAAUCACUGCACUGCAUCCAGGGCCUGAUGGAAAUGUCCGCGUUGCUGACAUUCGCACGGAAGAUGGCAUCAAAUCUAGAGCAAUCUCCAAAAUUUGCUUGUUACCAAUCCGGGACAACGAUCCCGAACCAGCUGCAAGAGAAGAGUAG
Molecule: messenger RNA, 5406 nt
Organism: Uranotaenia lowii
Lineage: Eukaryota; Metazoa; Arthropoda; Insecta; Diptera; Culicidae
Exons: 1
Coding region: 1-5406 (1801 amino acids)
Biological process (GO): DNA integration
Molecular function (GO): zinc ion binding; nucleic acid binding
Source: RefSeq, a predicted model, not a curated record